AUGAAAGCCCUUGGUAGCAGCGAGCCUUUGAACAGCAGCGGUGACACUGCUGAAGAGCUGGGUGUGGCGGCAGGUGUUGGCAGUUUGUGCCUUCCCGGCGUGGUUCAGAGCCCAGCAGCUGACCAGUGUUUGUGCAUCCUGCUCCCAGGGCCGUACUGGGCCGGGCUUGCUGCUGGUGGCCUUGCUGUCUUUGGCAUCACUGUGGGGUUAGUUAACAAGCAUAAGCCAUGGAUUGAAACAACCUAUCACGGUAUAAUUACGGAAAAUGACAACACGGUGCUCUUGGACCCCCCUUUGAUAGCCCUGGACAAAGAUGCGCCUGUGCGUUUUGCAGGUGAGAUUUGUGGAUUUAAAAUUCACGGGCAAAAUGUUCCCUUUGAAGCAGUGGUAGUGGAUAAAUCCACUGGUGAGGGCAUAAUACGCUCUAAAGAAAAGCUUGACUGUGAGCUACAGAAGGACUACACAUUCACCAUACAGGCCUAUGACUGUGGAAAGGGACCAGAUGGAGCAAACGCAAAGAAAUCCCACAAAGCAACAGUACAUAUUCAGGUGAAUGAUGUUAAUGAGUAUGCUCCUGUGUUCAAAGAGAAGUCAUACAAGGCCACAGUUAUUGAAGGGAAGAGGUAUGACAACAUCCUGAAAGUGGAAGCCGUGGAUGCAGAUUGUUCACCUCAGUUCAGCCAGAUUUGCAAUUAUGAAAUUGUAACUCCGGAUGUACCUUUUGCUGUUGACAAAGAUGGUUAUAUAAAAAACACAGAGAAGUUAAACUAUGGUAAAGAACAUCAAUAUAAACUGACAGUAACAGCGUAUGACUGUGGGAAGAAGAGAGCUGCUGAGGAUGUGUUGGUUAAAAUUAGCAUUAAGCCUACAUGCAAGCCUGGCUGGCAAGGUUGGAGCAAAAGAAUAGAAUAUGAGCCCGGUACUGGUUCGUUAGCUCUUUUCCCUGGUAUGCAUUUGGAGACAUGUGAUGAGCCAAUAACCUCAAUUCAAGCAACAGUUGAACUAGAAACCAACCAUAUUGGUAAAGGCUGUGAUAGAGACACCUACUCUGAGAAAUCCAUUCACAGACUCUGUGGUGCUUCUUCUGGCACAGCUGAGCUACUUCCUCCUCCAAGUAGUGCUGCUAACUGGACAAUAGGACUUCCUACUGAUAAUGGUCAUGACAGUGACCAAGUCUUUGAAUUUAAUGGCACACAAGCCGUGAAGAUUCCAGAUGGUGUUGUCACAGUCAAUCUAAAAGAGCCCUUCAUGAUUUCAGUAUGGAUGAGACAUGCGCCUGGAACCAAAGAGAAAGAGACUAUUCUGUGCAAUUCAGACAAGACAGAUAUGAACCGGCACCACUACACGCUCUAUGUACACAACUGCCGACUUGUUUUCCUUUUCCGCCAAGAUCCUUCAGAGGCAAAAACAUACAGACCCGCUGAAUUUCACUGGAAACUAAAUCAAGUGUGUGACAAAGAGUGGCAUCAUUAUGUCCUCAAUGUUGAAUUUCCUGCGGUAACUCUCUAUGUAGACGGUGUUUCAUAUGAUCCUUUCCCAGUGACUGAAGAUUACCCACUUCAUCCUUCAAAGAUAGAAACACAGCUAGUCGUUGGAGCGUGUUGGCAAGGUGGUGAACUCCACAUGGCUCAGUUUUUCCGAGGCAAUCUGGCAGGUUUGAUGAUUCGUUCUGGUAAACUGGAAAACAAGAAGGUGAUAGAUUGCCUGUAUACUUGCAAAGAGGGACUGGAUUUGCAAAUGGCUGAUGGUGUUGGCAAAGGCGUGAAGAUCCACAUGAACCCAAGUCAGUCAACGCUGACCUUAGAAGGGGAUGACAUUGACAGAGUUGAUAAGGCCAUGCAACACAUUUCCUAUCUGAAUUCCCGCCAGUUCCCAACACCUGGGAUUCGGAGGCUUAAAAUCACCAGUGUUGUGAAGUGUUUCAAUGAAGAGGCCUGCGUCUCCAUUCCUUCUGUAGAGGGAUACAUAAUGGUCUUGCAACCAGAGGAACCAAAAAUCAGCCUUAGUGGCAUCAACCAUUUUGCCCGCUCUGCUUCAGAGUUUGAGAGUUCUGAGGGUGUUUCCCUCUUUCCUGAGCUUCGUAUAAUAAGCACCAUUACACGGGAGGUGGAGCCGGAGGGAGAUGGAGAUGAAGAUCCUACAGUACAAGAGUCUUUGGUAUCUGAAGAGAUCAUGCAUAACCUGGAUACGUGUGAGGUGACAGUGCUAGGAGAGGAACUAAAUCAGGAACAAGAAAGCCUGGAGAUUGACAUGACACGAUUACAGCAGAAAGGCAUUGAGAUGAGCAGUUCCAACCUGGGCAUGAUAAUCACAGGGGUCGAUACUAUGGCUAGUUAUGAGGAAGUUUUGCAUUUGAUACGCUACAGAAACUGGCACACCGUGUCUCUCUUUGACAGAAAGUUCAAAUUGGUCUGUUCUGAGCUUAAUGGACGCUAUGUCAGCAAUGAGUUUAAAGUGGAGGUGAAUGUUAUCCACACAGCUAACCCAGUUGAACAUGCUAAUCACAUAGCUGCACAACCACAGUUUGUUCAUCCAGUGCAUCAUACGUUUGUUGAUCUCUCUGGUCACAACUUAGCUAACCCUCAUCCAUUUUCAGUUGUUCCUAGCACAGCCACUGUUGUGAUCGUAGUUUGUGUCAGUUUCCUGGUUUUUAUGAUUAUUCUGGGAGUGUUCCGAAUCCGAGCUGCACAUCAGAGAACAAUGCGUGACCAGGAUACUGGAAAGGAAAACGAGAUGGACUGGGAUGACUCUGCUUUGACCAUCACUGUGAACCCCAUGGAGACUUAUGAGGAUCAACACAGCAGUGAAGAGGAAGAGGAGGAAGAGGAAGAAGAAAGUGAAGAUGGAGAAGAAGAUGAUAUCACUAGUGCAGAGUCUGAAAGCAGUGAGGAGGAAGAGGGAGAGCAGGAGGAGGACCAACAGAAUGUUAAUAGACAGCAACAACUGGAAUGGGAUGAUUCUACCCUCAGUUAUUGAUUCCAGGAUUCCAGCUGUUCCCUUUGUCUUUAUGUUUCUGCUCUAGAAGACUCCGCUGUUACGCCCCAU
This is a messenger RNA of Egretta garzetta (little egret), 3045 nucleotides long. RefSeq names its product calsyntenin 1 (gene CLSTN1). Gene Ontology annotation, molecular function: amyloid-beta binding; calcium ion binding; kinesin binding. The coding region runs from base 1 to 2976 and encodes 991 amino acids. NCBI's taxonomy places the organism in Eukaryota, Metazoa, Chordata, Aves, Pelecaniformes, Ardeidae. Gene Ontology annotation, biological process: homophilic cell-cell adhesion; positive regulation of synapse assembly; positive regulation of synaptic transmission. Gene Ontology annotation, cellular component: cell surface; postsynaptic membrane. The record is from RefSeq and is a predicted model, not a curated record. The transcript is spliced from 18 exons.